UCGACUCGGUGCAACGCUGCUGGUUUGGGGGAAUCGGAAGAUUUUCGUGCUUGUUCAAAGAUCAUGAAGCGCAAGGCUGAAAAAGCGCAAGCUGCGGCCCCGGUCAGCGCUUUCGCGGCCCGCAAAGCUCGGCAGCAGCAGGCGCAGACCACCGCAGCUGCAGACAAGCCCAAUGUUGUUGAGCCAGCUGUAGAGCCGCCGCCUAAAAGGCCACGGCGCUCACUCGAAGAAGCCGCUGUCGCACCCGCAAGCGAAGAGAACCGAGUCCAAACGAGGCGAUCAUCGAGGCGAAAGGAAGAGCAAUUGAAGGCUGAGAAGGCUGAGAAGGCUGAGAAGUCUACGCAGAAGGCGCGCAACGAGCCACCCCCGAAGAGCAACCAACGAGUAUUGGAGACCGGCGCGUCCAAGACUAGCGAGGAGCAGGCGCCUGCAGACGAGGAAUCGGAAGAACAAGAUGCUGUGGAAGACACCAAUGUCAUCGGGCUUGAGGCCAUCCAGAAUGACGAGGAGGGGUAUGAAUCUCCAGCAGACACUCCGGCGCAGGUCCAGGACUUCCCGCUGUCAAAGACUCGCUUGAACAAGAACAACAUAGUCUACAGCGAUGAACAUAGACUGUGUGUCCGUAUCAAGGAGAAGAUGAGCUUGGUAAUGCUUGGUCACUACGAUCUUUGGGUUAAGCGGGGUGUGAUCAGCUUGAUGGGAGCGAAACUGCACCCCUCAUCCCGAGUGUACAGGGUCUACGCUCCUUCGACGCACUCUCUGCCUGUCAUCAAAUGCGUUUCUGGGGUCAAUGGUGAGGCGGAGGUUGAGUUCAAAUCAUGCCACAGUGGGAUCUAUCGUCUCAAGGAUCUCUCGCCUCUCUAUCAACGGAUAUGGAAUGGCAAGAAUACUGCGGCGGACAAACUCACGCUGAAGGGCGCCUCUCCUUCCACCAAGAGAACGUUCUCAGUGCUGUAUACAUCUGCGGACGAUUCUCUCAAACGGCACCUAAGGCCGCUGCAUCUCGAAAAGCAAUGGAGCUCUGCCAUCAAGUCUCUGUCUCAGCGCGGCGGACGUUUGAAGACGCUCAUAUGUGGUCCGAAGGGAUCGGGCAAGUCCACUUUCAGUCGCUAUCUGCUCAACCACCUUCUUAGCCCAGCCCCGCAGACAGAGACCAACUACUAUAACACGGAUGGUGUUGCGUUCCUGGACUUGGAUCCUGGUCAACCUGAAUUUGCUCCUAUGGGACAGGUCUACCUGGUCCACCUCCGUUCUCCCGUCUUUGGUCCUCCUUUCUCCCAUCCGUCCCUGGACGGUUCUCGUGAUGGGACGAUAGUUCGAAGUCAUCAUAUAGGAGCUACAUCCCCCAAGGACGACCCUGAUCAUUACGUCCUCGCCGCGAUGGAUCUGAUGGACCGCUACCGGGCCCUUCAGGCGAGCUACCCCCAGUGCCCUCUCAUCAUCAACUACCCCGGGUGGAUCUUCGGCCUGGGUCUGGAAGUUGCCACCUGGCUAGUGAGAUCCCUCAGUCUCUCUGAUGUCGUGUACAUGAGCGAAAAGGGUCCGACUGAGGUUGUUCAGCCCCUGGGCCAGGCAGCCUACCAGGCCAAGGUUCCUCUAACUAUCCUUCCUUCUCAACCAACCGACUUCGUUAGCAGGUCAAGCGCACAGCUCCGCUCCAUGCAAAUGCAGUCUUACUUCCACAUGUCGCGUCCAAGCAACAUCAACAAUCCGCUAUGGCUUGAGCAAUCACUUUCCCGCACAAAACCUUUCCAUGUUCAUUACUCAGGGCCGCAGCAGGGUGUCCAGGGUAUCAUGGUCAUGGGCUCUCAGAUCCAUCCUGACCUGCUGUUUGAGGUUCUAGAUGGGUCGAUUGUCGCCGUUGUCGCUGUGGAAUCUCCCAAUGCCAUCUUGGGUCAGAACAGUGGGCCCAUGUUUGCGAACGGCAGCAGUUCGGCAGCAGAGACAGGCAGCCACGAUGAAUCAGAUGCAGACCGCGAUGUCGAUAUGGGCGACUCGACUGAUGCGGUUCCUUUCGCGGGUGCAUCAACUAUCGAAUCUAACAUCACCCGGACGCCAAACGAGGAUCUCCCUUACCUCUUCGUGGGAGCAGGGAGCAGCAACCCUCUGGAUCCGAAGGUGACCCAUUGCUUAGGUUUGGCUCUUGUCCGUUCCGUGAACGUUGCAUCACGCCAGCUAGAGCUGGUCACGCCCAUUGCUGGAUCGACGCUCCGUGGCGCUCUGGAACAAGGUCAUAACAUAGUCCUUGUGCGGGGUCUACUUGAUAACCCCAACUGGGCCAUCAGCGAAGACUACUAUGCAGCUCGGGCCGCCGAGAAACACCAUCGAGAACUGGUCGAGAAGCUCAAGAAGAACAAGGAUGAAGCUGCAGACGAUGCUACCCUCGAGGCUGAGAAGCAAGCUUUGAAGGAUAGAAUCCGGCGUGCAAGCAAGGUUCCUUGGAUGACGGUGGUUGAAGACAACAGCCGCCGACACCGAGAAGCGUUGCAACGGGAGAAAUCACUGUGGAAACUGCGUAAGAAGGCCUACCCUGGCAGCGAUAGUGAGGGCGAUUGGUAAUCUUGAUCCCAUUUUCUGGCGUUACGAUGCGUUGCUGUAUAUAUAAACGAGCUGGGAAAAGUUGGGAGGAAAACAAUACACUG
Aspergillus sclerotioniger CBS 115572 is the source of this 2642-nucleotide messenger RNA. RefSeq names its product putative RNA processing protein Grc3 (gene grc3). Gene Ontology annotation, cellular component: nucleus. Gene Ontology annotation, biological process: cleavage in ITS2 between 5.8S rRNA and LSU-rRNA of tricistronic rRNA transcript (SSU-rRNA, 5.8S rRNA, LSU-rRNA). Gene Ontology annotation, molecular function: polynucleotide 5'-hydroxyl-kinase activity. Lineage: Eukaryota; Fungi; Ascomycota; Eurotiomycetes; Eurotiales; Aspergillaceae. The coding region runs from base 64 to 2559 and encodes 831 amino acids. The record is from RefSeq and is a predicted model, not a curated record. The transcript has 5 exons.